AUGACAGAGGUGAUGAACACACGGGAACCGGUGAUGGAAGAAUUCACGCUCAGCCAGACUCCUGAGGAAGAAGGAGGACCUUCAAGCCAGGCCUUCCCAGACUCACGUGAGAAGUAUCCCAAGCUGUCCAAGAGACUGCCUUCGAUCGUGGUGGAGCCGACUGAGUCUGGGGAGGUGGAGAGCGGGGAGCUGCGCUGGCCUCCUGAUGACCUGAAAUCAGCAGAGGACAAGGGUCUUCAUGGUGACCAAAGAGUCUGUGUCCAGCAGCACCAGCAACAGCAGCAGCAGCAGCAGCAAAUGGAUCUGGAAGAUACUUUAGCACACCUGGCUCAAGAAGUGGAAGACAGUACAGAUACCCUGGAAAGCAGAACUGAAGAGGAUGAGUAG
This is a messenger RNA of Antrostomus carolinensis (chuck-will's-widow), 387 nucleotides long. Its product is annotated as protein LBH. Lineage: Eukaryota; Metazoa; Chordata; Aves; Caprimulgiformes; Caprimulgidae. The transcript is spliced from 3 exons. The record is from RefSeq and is a predicted model, not a curated record. Bases 1 to 387 code for a protein of 128 amino acids.